AAUGCCAUUCUCAAACUCCAGUCCCACUCACAACUCUCUCCUCUCCGCCCCUCUCACACUGAUUCAGCAGUCUCUGCUCAGCCUGCUUGUCUAAACCUGGCCUCAGUCCAAAACCCCGCCUCUUAGAGCUUUACACAAUUCCAGGAAAUCAGCACAGUUUCAUUUCUUGUGAAAUAGUCAGUCUCUCUGUCUCACUGCAGCAAGAUGGCUUCAAAAGUAUGGUCAGAGGAUCGGUUCAGCUGUCCAGUAUGUCUGGAUCUAUUGAAGGACCCAGUCGCCAUUCCAUGUGGACACAGUUACUGUAUGGGGUGUAUUAAGAACUACUGGGAUCAGACUGAUCAUACAGGUGUCUACAGCUGCCCCCAGUGCAGAGAGACCUUUACCCCGAGGCCUGUUCUGCGCAGAAACACCAUGCUGGCUGAAGUUGUGGAGGAAUUAAAGAUGACAAGACUCAAUCCUACUCCUGCUCAAAGUUAUGCUGGACCUGGAGAUGUGCCGUGUGAUUUCUGCACUGGGAGAAAGUUCAAAGCUGUGAAAUCCUGUUUGACGUGCCUGGCCUCUUACUGUGAAACACACGUCAAGCAACACAGUGAGGUUACUCCAUUAAAGAGGCACAAGCUGAUCAAUGCAAUUGGAGAUCUGGAACAGAAGCUUUGUGCUGAACACCAGAAGGUUUUAGAGGUCUUCUGUAGAACCGAUCAGACGUGUAUUUGUUUGUUGUGUACACAAGUUGAACACAAGAGCCAUGAGACAGCUAAGAAAGAAAGGACUGGCAAACAGAAGCAGCUGGGAGAGACACAGUCAGAAAUACAACAGAGAAUCCAGGAGAGACUCAAAGAAAUUGAGGAGCUGAAACAGACUGUGGAGUCACUGAAAAGAUCUGCAUGCAUACAAAUAAAGGAAAGUGAGAAGAUCUUUACUGAGCUGAUCCGAUCCAUUGAGAAGAUCCACACUGAGGUUAUUGAGCUGAUUGGAGCUAACGAGAAGGCUGCAGUGAAUCAGGCUGAAGGACGCAUGAAGAAACUGGAGCAGGAGAUUGCUGAGCUAAGGAGGAGAAACGCUGAGCUGAAACAGCUUUCAGAGACAGAGGAUCACAUCCAUUUUCUACAGAAUUUCCAGUCUCUCUGUGCCCCUCCUGAAGCUGGAGACUUACCCAGCGUUACUGUCAAUACAGACAUCUGUUUUGGGGCUGUAAGGAAAGCUGUAUCUGAACUUAAAGACCAUAUUGAUGACUUCUGCAAGGGGGAAUUAGUCAAAAUAACCACAACAGUGAAUGAAGUUGCAGUUUACAGUCUGCAGGCUCCAGAGCCAAGGAACAGAGCUGAGUUUUUAAAAUAUUCCUGUCAGCUCACACUGGACCCCAACACAGCAUAUAGAAACCUCUAUCUGUCUGAAGGGAACAGAAAGGUGACACGGAGGAGAGAGACCCAGAGAUAUCCUGAUCACUCAGAGAGAUUUGAUAGCUAUGCCCAAGUGCUUUGCAGAGAGGGUUUGUCUGGGACUCGCUGGUACUGGGAGAUUGAGUGGAGUGGGGGAGGGGCUUCUAUAGGAGUCACAUAUAAAGGAAUCAGCAGGAAAGGAGGGGAUUGUUCCUGUCGCCUUGGAUUCAAUGACAAGUCCUGGAGUUUGCGCUGCUCUGAUUCCAGUUACACUGCCCGGCACAAUAACAAUCACACUGCAAUAACUGCCCCCCACUCCCCCAGAAUAGGAGUGUACUUUAAUGCCGGCACGCUGUCCUUUUAUGACGUCUCUGACACAAUGACCCUCCUGCACAGAUUCCAAACCACAUUCACUGAGCCGCUCUAUCCUGGGUUUUAUAUUUAUUCGGAUUCCCCUGUAACAAUCUGCCAGCUGAACUAGACUGUUUUGUGUUGUAAGAAACCCUUUGUAUUGAACUCCCUGUCUGUCCUCUCCACUCCUCGGGUGAAGGGAAUGUUCAAUCUGACACAACUUUGGAUGAAAGUUAGGGGGUAAAACGGCGCCACCUGCAGAGCGAAACGAGGUGAAUUAUUUGUUUUUAACAACGAAUGGAUUUCAUAUGAAGUAACUGUAUUUAAUUUAUUUUUUAAGAAUUGAUAUGUUUUAUAUAUAUUUUAAGAAAUGGCAUCCAAUAGUCAGUGCUGUAACAGUUUUAAAAAAAGUGAACUUAAGUUUGCUUUAUUGUGUUGGUGUUUUUGUUUUUUGAUUUCCAUAAAAUGUUUAAUAUUUCAGAUUUUAGUAAUGUGAUUUAAUUAAAAAAAUUAACGUGA
Molecule: messenger RNA, 2249 nt
Organism: Acipenser ruthenus (sterlet)
Lineage: Eukaryota; Metazoa; Chordata; Actinopteri; Acipenseriformes; Acipenseridae
Product: tripartite motif-containing protein 16-like
Exons: 6
Coding region: 205-1860 (551 amino acids)
Molecular function (GO): zinc ion binding; protein binding
Source: RefSeq, a predicted model, not a curated record